AUGCAACACACUGGCGGUUCAGGCAGGCAGUUUGCCAGCAACAACCCCUUCAGGUCUCCAGACCUAACAAAUACUGCGACUGGGUUUGGCUCGUUGCAAGAUGAGCAGGAUGGCGUAUGGUCCGCGAGAGGCUCCAUGCAGUCGCAAUUUUCAGGUGACGCGUCGCCGGCGGUCAGCUCCUCUGCAAAAAGCAACUCGAAGAAUCCGUUCCUCGACGAUAUCUCUCCGCUUAUCCCAAACUCGUAUUCUCGCCCACAGCCCACAUACCAACAAGAUGAACGCCCUGGCUACGUUAACGAUUCUCCACCACAGGAGCGCCACCCACGCAAGUAUAAAAAUUCAGAAGAAGAGAAGGAGGAACUGAGGCAGAGGUACUUGAGUGAUAGGGGCAGCGACUCCGAAUAUGCGCAGAGGUCGCCAGCUCGCAAACCUCCCGCGGCCCUCGUUGACUUGCCCCCCUCGUACGAUGACGUAUCAGAAAGCAGGACGAGAGUAAAUAAGUACCCUGAGGAGAAGCGGUCCAGCAGUCAUAAUAGUCACAGCAGCAGAUCUCGCACGCACCGCCACCACAGCUCGCACGAGAGGAACGGCAGCGACCACAGGACACAGCGCUAUCACAGUGGUGGUACCUCGAAUAGCGGGACCUCAAAGAAGGAGAAGAGGAAAAGUUCGGCAGUCCUGUCGAAAAAUGUGGACACUAUCGAUAAACUGGACGUCACGGGACUGUACGGCGGGUCGUUCCACCACGACGGCCCCUUCGACGCCUGCACGCCGCAAAGAAAUAAGAAUAACAAGGCUGCCCCAGUGCUGGCGUUCCCAGUAGACGGGCCCAAUUCCACCAUUGGUGGUGCCACAACUAAGAAAUCGGCCAUGAAUGAAGUGUUUGGUGUCGAGGACAUUGACGACGACCACGAUUUGUACACAAUGAAGAAUACCAGCAAGGAUGCUAUCAGGAGCAACGUUGGUAAACAGAUGAGAAACAUGGACACUAAGAAUAAAACGGUUCAACUGCACGGAACGGAGACCGAUGGUCUCGGAUCCAGCACUUUCUUGGAUGGGGCCCCCGCUGUGGGAAUACAGAGGGGCAAUACCAUCUCAUAUAGGACCCCGGAUGCCUACGAUAGGCGGGGGUCUGGCAGGGACCCACAGGAUCUGCGCAGGAAUCGGAGCACUAACAGUCGCCCUGUUCCGCACAGGUUCAAUAGCAACGAAGACUAUUCGAGUCGGGCGCCAGCCCAGGACGUUGACGGUGAUCCGGACGAGGAUGUUUACCUCGGUGUACGUUUCGAUAGGAACUCGAAAAAACAAUCGACUGGUAACAAGUUUCUGAAUAGGGUGAAAAGUUUGAAAGUUGGUGCUAAGAAGAUUUAG
This is a messenger RNA of Huiozyma naganishii CBS 8797, 1371 nucleotides long. RefSeq names its product Pal1p (gene PAL1). Gene Ontology annotation, cellular component: cytoplasm. Bases 1 to 1371 code for a protein of 456 amino acids. The record is from RefSeq and is a predicted model, not a curated record. NCBI's taxonomy places the organism in Eukaryota, Fungi, Ascomycota, Saccharomycetes, Saccharomycetales, Saccharomycetaceae. The transcript has a single exon.